Molecule: messenger RNA, 1511 nt
Organism: Mercenaria mercenaria
Lineage: Eukaryota; Metazoa; Mollusca; Bivalvia; Venerida; Veneridae
Exons: 9
Coding region: 255-1511 (418 amino acids)
Source: RefSeq, a predicted model, not a curated record
AGCAGUAUGUCUGACAAACUUAACGAAUUUCUUUUGAAGAGAGGCAUUUGGCCGGCUGUAUUACAAAGACUUGUCGCUGAUAAGAUUGACUGCAGUGCCAUGCUGUUAAUGGAUGACAAUACGUUGAAAUCAUACUUACCUGCGUAUGGUGAUAGAGUGUCGGCAAUUGCUUUCUGCAGGUCUCAAACUGAAGGUGAUCUGUCAAUCACUGAAAGUAAUCAGUGCUCAAAUGCAUUGAAUGAAUUACUUGGAAAAUGGAAAAAGAGCGAUCUACUCUCCGCAGCUGUGGUUUCAAAGCUGGAAAUGCUUAUGCGGAAAGGACUAUAAGAAGAUUGGAGCUAGAAUGGAUGGAUUACAGCAACCAAUCCAUGUGUUAUAAGCAAGUGAGGCAACUAUGUGGAGGUGGUGUCCGCCAUCUCACGGUUGAGAAAACACUUUCUUUAAAGGCAGUCCUUAACCAUGCUUUAGAUGCAUUCUUUCCAUCCGGCGUUUCCCAACGAGGUAUUCUACAAGAGUUUGAAUUAGAAUUGAAAGACUUCCAAUGCAUGUGUGUCAAUAUGGAAAAGACAAUCAACGAACUCUAUAUUGAGUCAAAAUUAAAGAUAUUUCGGGUAUAUUUAUAUAGCAAAAAGAAGACUGAAAAGGUAGGAGAAGAGGUGCACACUGCCACCAACAAGCCGUCCAGUACAGUGAAAGAGGUGGCACUAGAGGUUCAGAAUGUGACCACGGCGCCGAUUGCUGUUCGUGACGCAACUCUUCUCGCAUCUAAUGAGUGCAUGUCUUCGUCAGAUGAGCUUGACCAGCACACUGUAGUGUCAUUGCCAGACUUGCAGGACUGGUCACCUCCCUCGUCUGGUAUACAGUGCGAGUCACACAGAUCAGAGACACUCCAGGCGUUUCGACAGGAGAACUGCUCAGAUGACAUUGAAUUAGGAACACCUACUGUGGUGACAAAUAGGCAGACGUACAUGGAGGCUUGUGGUGCAGCUGAUACAGCACACAUAGAGGUUAUAGACAUACCAGCUCCUCAGAGAAGACAGUUUAGUUUGCGUAGAGUGUCUCCUGCUGCCACAGUAAUAUACAGUGAAUCAGCUGAUAUGUCAGGAAGUAUUAACAACCACUCUAUAGAAUCUGAUGCCGUCACAGUAGAAGAUCAGUCUUCCAACCAGACAAAUGAUGCUAUGUCAGCGGAAGAGUAUUUCGGACAAGAUGACAUCCACAAUAAGGAAGAGAAAGACAGUUCACUGUUGAAGAAAUGGGUUGACAAAGCACUACAGCCCUCAGAGCCACAAACCAUAGUUGUUCAACGGGAGAGACUGUUACAAACGACGUUAAGAGUUGUUGGUUACUCUACUUUCAACUGGUCACAGCCGCUGCGAAUAGUAUUCUCUGGUGAAGAUGACCAAAGAGGUCCAAAGAUAGAAUAUCUCUGGUGUAACACUUUAUUGCAUGUUGCUGCACCUUCUGCUCCUUCAAACUUCAUCAGUUUCAUCAAAAAUGUUUGGAAAUGA